UGUGAGUGGCACAAAGGACCUGCACAGACCUGCUUCAGAACAGUAUCCAAUGUCGAGCAAUCUGCGAAAGACUUCAGAACGCCAGAAUUCUCUGUUCUAUGACAUACCAGCCUCUAACAUGGAGGAGGUGCUGUCAGGCUACCUCUACAAAUCACCAUCUCCAUCUGUCCUUACUAAAUCUAUGAAAUCAUGGAAGCACAGGUUCUUUGUGCUCAGCAAGACAGAUGCACACUUCCACAAACUGAAGUACUUUAAGGAUGCAAAUAAGAGAGACAAACCCACUGGAGAAAUCGACCUGUAUCAGAUCUCUUUGUUUUUCCUGAAUCCGAAAACACACCCCACUUGGGAAUGGAUUCAAAAGAACUUCAGAUGUUCUUCAUCUUGUGUUCUGUACAUGAGGGUGCUGGACAGAGACUUUUUCCUCAUUGGAAAAAACAGUACUGAUAUGGAAAGCUGGUUCAAUGCCCUAUUUGCAGCUCUGAAGACACAAUCACACACACAGCUCAACCCAGAGAGAAACAGAAAACAUAGGUCAAUAUCCGAGCCUUCAAAUUUCAAAACAUCAAAUCAAGACUUUGCUGAAAACGAAGAGCAGUUGCUGCAAAACCCAUCAUUCCCUUCAGUGAGGCACUCUGCUCCAGAAUCAUUCAACAUCAAGUACUCUCACUACGAUUACCCCAGGAAUUUCAUGAUGAAAACAUCACCAGAAAGUGAAGGUGAGGAGGAGGAGGAGGACAAAGAUGAUGUAAACAUAGAAGCGAAAAGUGAAACAGAGACAGAUUACAUGGACAUGGCAAGCGUGAAAAAAGUGCUGAGUGAAGAUUACACUGACGAUGACUCGACCUAUCAAACAUUGUUAAAUGGAGGAGAUAAAGAUUCCGAGAAUGCACACCAGAAUGACAAGAGUGGUUCCACUGGUCUGAAUCUGCAAAUUCAACAGCAGAGUGAAACACUCAGUCCUGAGAAGAAGGAGAUCUGUGUGAGUCAAGAGGAGCUGAAGAACAACGUGAUCUUCUCAGAGGAAGCAGGAAAACCCUGUGUGUCUGAUUUGAAGCAUGUCCAAUCCUCUGGCCCAUUUCAUGAGGGGGAUCAAAUAGUAGCCAUCAAUGACCUUCUCACAGACACUCUGGAGGAGGUGCAAACCUUUCUAAAGAGGCUUAGUAAAGAUCAGGUGAAAUUGACCAUCCUAAGACAACCAGGAUCUAGACCUUUAAGUGGCUGUAAUGAAUAAAGUGACCUCUGCUCUUCUUCAAGUGACCCUGGAGUACCUCUCUGCACUAUUCAUUAGUCUAGGAGCAGGUAGAAGUACACACUGUGUGUGUGGUGUCUGGCUCAGUGCUUUACAGUAUACAGCAGUGUCAUGUAUUAAAGCACUGCUGUUUACAGAAAGGAUGCAUGGAUCCCUCUAGUGGUUGGUGCCUGACAUUGCACUGUUAGGAAUUUAAGUCUAGUACUUGUGUGUGUAUAUACAUAUACAGUACAUAAAUUGUCUACAGGAUGUAUGUAAUAUUUGUAUGUAUUGUAUAUAUUGCAUUAGUAUGAAUGACUAUAUUAAAACAAUCAAACCAUAUUACAUCUCAGGCAAGAGAUAAAUGUAUAUAUAAGUCAGUUCCCAAAUGAUUAAAAAUGUAAUUAAAAGGGAA
Molecule: messenger RNA, 1643 nt
Organism: Pygocentrus nattereri (red-bellied piranha)
Lineage: Eukaryota; Metazoa; Chordata; Actinopteri; Characiformes; Serrasalmidae
Product: pleckstrin homology domain-containing family S member 1-like
Exons: 14
Coding region: 50-1231 (393 amino acids)
Molecular function (GO): protein binding
Source: RefSeq, a predicted model, not a curated record